Pungitius pungitius (ninespine stickleback) is the source of this 1892-nucleotide messenger RNA. RefSeq names its product ribosomal RNA processing 9, U3 small nucleolar RNA binding protein (gene rrp9). NCBI's taxonomy places the organism in Eukaryota, Metazoa, Chordata, Actinopteri, Perciformes, Gasterosteidae. The transcript has 15 exons. Gene Ontology annotation, molecular function: U3 snoRNA binding; protein binding. The record is from RefSeq and is a predicted model, not a curated record. Gene Ontology annotation, cellular component: small-subunit processome. The coding region runs from base 383 to 1846 and encodes 487 amino acids.
AAUAUGUCUGAAAAAACGGUUCCCGUGUUUGUGUUUUACUGUGUGUGGUAGACACGAGUGGAAUAGCGUUGCGUUGUGAAAUGUAUAUUUUUACAAUUAUGUGCGGAACAAAGGUGCGUAAACGUUCUCCCCGAGGGAAGUAUUUUACCCAUGUACAGUUUCCUGCCUGCCUAAAUUUGUCAUUUAACCAAUGAAAAAAGAGCGUCUUGACAAAAGGCGGGACAAGAAGAAGGCACUGUGAAGAGCAGCCAAUCGGCGCCUUUCUUCUACUGUGACUUCGGCUGCCUAGUUCGGUUGAGAUAAAUCCAUGUGGGUUCGCUGUUGACUUGCUCCCAUAUAAAGUGGAUGAGCUAACUAUCCGCGGUUACUUGUGCCUCUCAAAAUGUCUUCGACUUUCUUCAUCAAGAAAAAAGGCAACCCCAAAUUAGCGCAAAAGGGAAAAAAUACAGCUGUACUCAAACGAAAGGGCGAUGGGGAGCUGGGUGGUAAAAGUAAGCUACGAGCCAAGAAACCCAACUCUAAAUACAACGAAGAGAUUUCCAGCGACUCUGAGACAGAUGGUCCCAUAGAUCCCAGGGACAGACAGUCCGACGAAGACAGUGAGUAUGACGAAACACCACAGGAGAAGAAGCUUAGAUUAGCCAAACUUUACCUGGACCAGCUGAAGGAACAAGAUGACUACAAAGCCGAGAAAGACUCCUUUGAAACUGAUCUGAUUGCUGGAAGACUUCAAGAAGAAGUGCUUGAACAAAAAGGAAAGCUUCAGCGGCUCAUUGCCAAAGAUCUCAUUCCACCGGAUGCGUCAGAGAUUAGGAUGCUAAGAGGACACAAGCUUCCAAUUACCUGUCUGGUCAUUAGCCCUGAUGAAAAGUACAUCUAUUCUGCUGCCAAAGACUGCUCCAUCAUUAAGUGGGAUGUCGAGAGUGGGAAGAAGCUGCACACAGUGCCGGGUGGAAGGAAAGGUACCCAGGACCGACACGUUGGGCACACGGCACAUAUCCUGUGUAUGGCCAUUUCCUCAGAUGGGAAAUACUUGGCCACAGGAGACGUGAACAAACUGAUCAUGAUCUGGGAGGCAGAAACAUGUAAACAUCUCUAUACAUUCACCGGACACAAAGGCCCCGUGUCGGGUCUUUCCUUCAGGAGGGGAACUCAUGACCUGUACAGCGCCUCUCACGACCGCUCGGUGAAGGUGUGGAACGUGGACGAGAACGCAUACGUAGAGACUCUCUUUGGGCAUCAGGACGCCAUCACGGGACUGGACAGCCUGAGCCGCGAGCUGUGUGUCACGGCAGGAGGAAGGGACCGCUCGGUGAGGGUGUGGAAGAUAGCCGAGGAAUCCCAGCUGGUGUUUCACGGCCACGAGGGUUCGAUUGAUUGCAUCCAGCUGAUAAACGAGGAGCACAUGAUAACUGGAGCCGAUGAUGGCUCUGUCUCUCUUUGGAGUGUCAACAAGAAGAGGCCUCUCAGCACAGUGAAAAAGGCUCACGGUUGCCAUGGUGACGCAGGGCUGGAGCAGCCUCAUUGGGUCUCUUCUGUAGCGGCGCUUCAGAACUCUGAUACGGUCGCCUCAGGUGCUUCUUCCGGCUGUUCACACAACUCAACGAUCCAGGUGUGGAAAUGUGGCCAGAAUUACCGCGGGCUGGAGCCUCUAUUCAGUAUACCAGUGUCUGGUUUUGUCAACAGUCUGAAGUUUUCGAGCUCUGGUCAGUUCUUGGUGGCAGGAGUUGGACAGGAGCACAGGUUGGGAAGAUGGUGGAGACUAAAAGAGGCCAAGAAUGGAGUCUAUAUUAUUCCUCUUAAAAGGAAACUUCCCAUUCCAGAGGAAACUAAGAUAGCUGAAUAGUGAACUGUUGGCUUAUAUUUUGUAUAUUAAAGGUUUAUAAACUGCC